Messenger RNA from Colletotrichum truncatum, 909 nucleotides. Its product is annotated as catechol -dioxygenase 1. The record is from RefSeq and is a predicted model, not a curated record. Gene Ontology annotation, biological process: catechol-containing compound metabolic process. Lineage: Eukaryota; Fungi; Ascomycota; Sordariomycetes; Glomerellales; Glomerellaceae. Gene Ontology annotation, molecular function: ferric iron binding; catechol 1,2-dioxygenase activity.
AUGGCCGGUCAGAACAGCUCUUCGUCGACUGGAAAGGCUCUCUAUGACCCGGACUUCACUGACCGGGUCAUUGCCGCCACGGGCCCCGACGCCAACCCACGUCUGGCUCAAAUCAUGCCCAGUCUAUUGCGGCAUCUGCACGAUUUUGCGAGAGAAGUCGACUUGACUGUGGCAGAAUGGAUGGCCGGUGUGCAAAUCAUCAACGAGGCGGGUCAAAUGUCCAACGACAGCCGCAACGAAACCCAACUGGUUUGCGAUAUUCUCGGUCUCGAAUCCCUCGUGGACGAAAUCACCUCGAAGCAGCUCCAGCUCAAGACCACAACUUCCCUCGAACAUAACCCCACCUCCUCUGCCAUUCUCGGCCCCUUCUACCGUUACAACGCCCCUGUCUUGCCCAACGGCAGCUCCAUCGUCUCCUCGCUUGACUUCCCAGAAUAUCAAAGGGCCUCGACGCACCUGUCCGGCCGCGUCCUCGACCAGAAUGGCAAACCCAUUGCCGGCGCGGUCGUCGAUAUCUGGCACACGGCUCCCAACGGCAUGUACGAGCAGCAGGACGCGGACCAACCGGACAUGGACCUGCGAGGUCGGUUCCGCACCGAUGCGGAGGGGAAAUACUCGCUAUAUUGUCUCCGGCCGGUCCCCUACCCCGUGCCCGGUGACGGGCCCGGCGGGAAGAUCCUAAAGUUGCUUGACAGACACCCGUACCGUCCCGCACAUUUACACUUUAUCGUGUCCGCAGACGGGUACAGGCCUUUGACGACGCAGUUGUUCGACAGCGAGGACAAGUACCUCGAGAACGACUCUGUUUUUGCAGUCAAAAAGGACCUGGUGGUCGUGUACAAGCCGAGCGAGUCUGACCCCAAAGCGGCAUGGACCCUGGAUUACGACUUUGUCCUGUUGACCGCCUGA